This is a messenger RNA of Endocarpon pusillum Z07020, 1326 nucleotides long. RefSeq lists its product as uncharacterized. The record is from RefSeq and is a predicted model, not a curated record. Gene Ontology annotation, cellular component: cytosol. The transcript has 3 exons. Gene Ontology annotation, molecular function: pyridoxal phosphate binding; L-aspartate:2-oxoglutarate transaminase activity. The coding region runs from base 1 to 1326 and encodes 441 amino acids. Gene Ontology annotation, biological process: L-aspartate biosynthetic process. NCBI's taxonomy places the organism in Eukaryota, Fungi, Ascomycota, Eurotiomycetes, Verrucariales, Verrucariaceae.
AUGUCUCCUUCACAAUCUCUCACCUCUUCCACCACAACUUCUCGACUGAAUCAGAUCAAUUACCAUACUAUGGGUUCCGCCGGCUCUCCCACAAUGUUCACCGCAGAUAAUGUGCCACGUGCUGCGGAAGAUCCACUCUUUGGCCUGAUGGCCGCAUAUAAGAAGGAUACCUUUGACAAGAAAGUGGAUCUAGGUAUUGGUGCGUAUAGGGACGACAACGCAAAACCAUGGGUCUUGCCUGUUGUCAAGAAGGCGGACGAUCUCCUGCGCAAAGAUCCUGACCUCAACCAUGAAUACCUCCCUAUUGCUGGUCUUGCAGACUUCACCACUGCUUCACAGAAGCUGGUUCUGGGAGCAGAUAGUCCCGCAAUCCGCGAGAAAAGAGUUGUAUCUUUUCAAACCGUCUCAGGGACAGGUGCCGUACACCUUGGUGGUGCCUUUCUCUCCAAGUUUCUCCCUCAACCUACCCCUGCGAUCUACAUGUCCUCUCCGACAUGGGCCAAUCACAACCAAAUCUUCACCAACGUCCGCCUACCAAUCAAGUCCUAUCCUUACUUCAGCAGCGAGACAAAAAUGCUUGACUUUGAGGGGAUGAUAUCCGCCCUUUCCUCCGCUACAAAAGGCAGUAUCAUCCUUCUCCAUGCCUGCGCACACAAUCCUACAGGAGUUGACCCAACACAAGAUCAAUGGAAGAAGAUCGCAGAGGUUGUGAAAGCAGGCAGCCACUUCCCUUUCUUCGACUGUGCAUACCAAGGUUUUGCAUCAGGCGAUCUGGCGAAGGAUGCAUGGGCUGUGAGAUAUUUUGUUGAGCAAGGUUUUGAGCUGUGUGUUGCCCAGUCAUAUGCGAAGAACUUUGGUUUGUAUGGUGAAAGAGCGGGCGCCUUCCAUUUCGUGACUGCACCAGGAUCCGACGCUCAGGAUACUGUCAGCAGAAUUGCCAGCCAGCUUGCUAUCUUACAACGAAGCGAGAUCUCAAACCCUCCUGCGUAUGGUGCAAGAAUUGCAAGCAUGAUUUUGAAUGAUGAGAAUCUUUUCAAAGAAUGGGAACGAGAUCUCAAGACCAUGAGCGGACGUAUCAUAGAGAUGAGGAAGGCUUUCCGAGACAAGCUGGAGGAGUUUCAAACGCCAGGGACAUGGAACCACAUCACAAGUCAAAUCGGUAUGUUCAGCUUCACUGGCCUCAAUGAGAAGCAGGUAGGCAUUUUGAAGGACAAAUGGCAUAUCUACAUGACGAAAAACGGGCGGAUCAGCAUGGCAGGCCUCAACACGCACAACGUCACAUAUGUUGCAGAGUCAGUCAGUGCAACGGUGAAGGAGACACAAUAG